This is a messenger RNA of Exophiala viscosa, 1996 nucleotides long. Its product is annotated as MFS transporter. Gene Ontology annotation, molecular function: carbohydrate:proton symporter activity. The record is from RefSeq and is a predicted model, not a curated record. Lineage: Eukaryota; Fungi; Ascomycota; Eurotiomycetes; Chaetothyriales; Herpotrichiellaceae. Gene Ontology annotation, cellular component: membrane. Gene Ontology annotation, biological process: carbohydrate transport; transmembrane transport. Bases 285 to 1862 code for a protein of 525 amino acids. The transcript is spliced from 4 exons.
ACUCCCUAGGUACACUUGACAGGCCUUAUGCGGGGACAUGGAUCUGGGGUAAAGCCAACCUUGAGGUUGUCUGAGGCAUGGAUCGAAUGAUACCGCGGUCUCUCGGUCUGUGGAUAACAUCAUCCAAGGCAGACAUGGUCAAGCGGGGCGACUCACCACGUUGGAAGAUGUCCAUUUAAUCCUAUUUAAUGUCCAUCAAUUCCACUUUUGCAUUUGCAUCUCCUUCAACUUGACCGAACGCCCCCUGGUACAGCAGUCAUAGCAGUUCUCACGAGAUUUCAGCAAUGGGUCGACACGACGCAGAGGAGGGCAUUCUCCGCCGGCAGAAACUCAAUGUUCAUACUGUCGCUGUUCUCGCUGUCUUGGGCUUUGGCUCCAUAACAUAUGGAUACACGGCAUCGAUUAUUGGCACUACCUUGGGCCAACCAUCCUUCAUUGCGUACUUUGACCUUGACACUCGGGCCGAUGGCACCGACCUGAUCUCGACUAUGAAUGGGCUCUUCCAGACGGGCGGGGUGAUUGGCUCACUGCUACUUCCUACCGUUGCAGACAAGUACGGCCGGAGAUGGGCAUGUGCAUUGUCCGCCAUCCUCGCCAUCGUCUCUGGUGCCGUCAUGGCAGGCUCCGUCAAUGUGGGCAUGUUCAUCGCUUUCCGCUUCGUAGCAGGCGCAGCUGCGUUCAUGGCGCUGGCCGCCGUUCCAAUCCUGAUGAAUGAGAUCGUCCCAGUUCACAUGCGAGGAGCUUUGGUCGAUGUUCAUGCCGUCAUGCUCGUCCUGGGAUACACCAUUCAAGCUUGGGUGGGUUUUGGCUUCUACUUUUGGCAAUCUAGCUCCAAUACUUGGCGACCACCCGUUGCCAUACAGUGCUUCUGGCCUCUUUGUCUCCUGAUCGGUCUGUUCUUCGUGCCAGAGUCUCCGAGAUGGCUUAUCAUGCAGGGCAGAAAUGCCGAGGCCGAAGCUGUCUUACUCAAACUCCACGCAGACCCGACUGAUCCAGACAACACGGCCGCAAAGGCAGAAUUGUACCAGAUCCAGAAGCAGAUCGCUAUCGACAAGACUUUGGGCAAUACUUGGUGGCAUAUCUGGAAGAAGCCUUCGUACCGGAAACGCGCCUUCCUUGCGAUUGGCACUACUGGCAUCAUCCAGUGCUCUGGCGUAUUGGUUAUCAACAAUUAUGGACCUUCUCUUUACAAGUCUCUGGAUUACUCGGCAAUCAAACAACUCCUCUACCCAGCGGCGUGGCUGACGUUUGGUCUUGGGCUUAAUAUCAUUGGAAUGUUUUUUGUCGACCGAUUCCCGCGUCCGAAGUUCAUCGCUUUCGGCGUGCUUGGAUGUAUGGCUUCGCUCAUUGUUGAGGCUGCACUUGUUGCCGAUUUUGUGCCUUCCACCAACACUGCUGCGCUCCAGGCUGCUGUAGCGAUGUUCUUCAUCUUCCAGGUCUUCUACGGAAUCUGUCUCGAUGGGCCGCAAUUUGCCUACCUGGGAGAAAUGUUCCCGACCCACCUGCGUGCAAAGGGUGUUUGUCUGGGUGUAGCGAUGAUCUCGUUGAUGAACAUUAUGUGGCUGCAGAGCGCUCCCAUCGCUUUCGCAAAUAUUGGGUGGAAGUUCUAUUUGUGCUUCAUCAUUCCGGGGACAAUCGGAGCUGUCAUCAUGUGGAUGUUGUUCCCGGACACCAAUGGACUCCCCUUGGAGGAGGUGGCAGCGAUCUUUGGCGAUGCGGACGAAGUCGCUGUCUAUCAACGUGAGAUCGAGGUGGACUUCGCUACGCAUACGAUUGUUGACCAUCAUGGACAAGGCAUCAAGGGAGGAGAGGUCGCUCACGUGGAGCCUGGUACAGCUCCUGGCAUCGAGAAGCAAGCAUGAGUGUGGCUUUAGAAUCCUGGGCAUUCUCACAUAGAUCAUCUGAGAUAUGACCGAGGUCCGAAAGUCUUGUUUCUCGAGGAAAGGCAUUGAGGGCAGAGGAUAAACGUAGAAAAGUUUCACCGACCCGUCUUCUC